AUGGCUACUGUAGCAGUCGUGCAGAAAAAAAAAAAGAAGGAAAAAAAAAGGAGGCAACACCUGAGUGAUCAUCAUCAUCAUCAUCAUCAUCAUCAUCAUCAUCAUCAUCAUCCCGUGGUACUGGUGCCUCUUUGUGUUGCAGCGCUGCUCAUAAUUCUGAGUUUGCUCUCCCACCACGCUGUGUUUGUUGUUGGUGGGGGAGGAGAGGAGCACCGUAGACCGGGUGCACUGGUGCCGGGGGUGGCGGUGUUCGGGGACUCGAUCGUGGACACGGGGAACAACAACGCCAUCCUCACCCUCACCAAAUGCAACUUCCCUCCCUACGGCAAAGACUUCGUCGACCACCGACCCUCCGGCAGGUUCUCCAACGGCAGGAUUCCCCCCGAUUUUGUCGCGUCGCUGCUCGGUAUAAAAGAUCUGGUGCCACCUUAUCUUUCUGAAGAUCUGACACCUGAAGAUCUCCUCACUGGAGUAAGCUUCGCAUCUGGCGGCACCGGAUAUGACCCCCUCACCUCACUCCUUGUGGCGGUUAUUCCGAUCUUGGAUCAGCUCAACCUGUUCGACGAAUACAAGCAGAAGUUAACUGAGAUAGCAGGAGAGGAGAAAACAGCGAAUAUCAUCGCCGAGAGCCUGUUUAUCGUUUGCGCGGGAAGCGACGAUAUCGUGAACAAUUGGUUUAUCAACCCCAUUAGAAAGUUACAGUAUGAUCUCCCUUCAUAUGUGGACUUCCUCAUGCAGCAGGCUUCUGAGUUUCUUAAGCAACUAAUCCAACGAGGUGCGAGGAAGAUCGCAGUUUUAGGACUUCCACCACUAGGAUGCUUACCGUCACAAAGAACAAUUGCAGGCGGGUUUCAGAGGAACUGCGAUCCGUCGCGUAACGAAGCUGCGGUGUUGUUCAACUCCGAGUUAUGGAAAGAGAUCGCAAAGCUUCGCGAAGAACUACAAUGCGAGAAGAUCGGUUAUGUCGAUAUCUACAACAUAUUGCUCGAUCUUAUUCAACACCCUUGCAAUUACGGGUUUGAGGAGGCCACUAAGGGAUGCUGUGGAACCGGGGAUUUCGAAGUAUCACUUCUAUGCAAUAGCUUGACGGCAUCGACGUGCGAGAAUGACACGAAGUAUGUAUUCUGGGAUAGCUUUCACCCCACUGAGAAAACCUACAAAAUAAUGGUGGAUUACCUUUUUGAAAGAUUUGUCAAACAUUUAUUGUAAAGAGCAAGUAUGAUACUCCCUGUCACCAUGUCAUAGAUUGGCUUCAAUGAGUUAUCAUUUUGGCCCCAAAUGGCAAUUUCAAGCUACAAUGAAGCUGCACAUAAAUUCAUCUUUUGAGUGGAAAAGCAUAAGAAUCAGAUUCUCUAUGGAAGAUUGUAUGAAGAAAGGAUAAAACCCUGAGGCUUCUUGCUGUGGAAUUGCAUUAAUGAUUUGAAUGGAAAAAUGCAAGCAUAAAUAGUAUUCAUUGAUAAAUUUA
Messenger RNA from Ananas comosus (pineapple), 1465 nucleotides. RefSeq names its product GDSL esterase/lipase EXL3-like. NCBI's taxonomy places the organism in Eukaryota, Viridiplantae, Streptophyta, Magnoliopsida, Poales, Bromeliaceae. The transcript is spliced from 6 exons. The coding region runs from base 1 to 1209 and encodes 402 amino acids. The record is from RefSeq and is a predicted model, not a curated record. Gene Ontology annotation, biological process: lipid metabolic process. Gene Ontology annotation, molecular function: lipase activity.